Molecule: messenger RNA, 3487 nt
Organism: Pseudomyrmex gracilis
Lineage: Eukaryota; Metazoa; Arthropoda; Insecta; Hymenoptera; Formicidae
Product: sodium-coupled neutral amino acid transporter 9-like
Exons: 11
Coding region: 1333-3099 (588 amino acids)
Biological process (GO): amino acid transmembrane transport
Molecular function (GO): amino acid transmembrane transporter activity
Source: RefSeq, a predicted model, not a curated record
GAUAUCUCGCGCGAGAACGAUUUGUUUGUUGGUUUUUUUUUUUUUUUUUUAAUCGAAAACGCGGGAGAACGAAACGCUUGCUUCGAAGAUAAAAUUCGGAUUAACUCGGCGCAACAGAGAUAGCGAUCUGUUCUCAAGCCGAUUAAUCAGCUGUACCCUACUUCGCUUCGUGGAAGAGAUCUAUAAUCGGAUCUAUAAAAAGUGAUAUCUGUGAGAGGGUGUUGUCGCGCUCUCCUCGUGAACGAGUUCAUUCACGUUUUCGAUCCGCGAUUUAGCGAAAUCGGAACAGAUCGGAAAUUCGGCGCGAAUCCGGGAAGAACGAUAAAAGACGGUUUCGCAUAUUAGCUUCUUGAGGUCCCCAGAUACACACACACAUGGGGGAUAUCUGAUCACGUGCCGACGGUCGAUCGUGUUCGCGUCGAGGAACACUGUGGGGUUUACCUCCGCGAAACGCACAUGUGAUUCGCGUGUUCGAACGAUCGAACGGUGAUCAAUCGUCGCUCAAGCCGGCUGUUUGCUUACUCGCGUGUGCGCACUGACGUGCGACCGUACGUGGUGGGAGAAGAGUUGUGUUUCAAGUCAAGGAUGGGCUGAUAUAAAAGUUCGCGAGUUUAUAAAACCGAGAUGAACUUACUCCAAAACCCAGUUUUCUAGCGGACCGUCCGGCAAACACGGUGAUGUAAUCAUCAGAAUCAUUUGUAUUCGUUAUCUGUAUGUAAGAGAGAGAGAGAGAGAGAGAGAAGGAGCAAGAGACUCCGUUCAAAAAAUCUGAUAUCAGUAGUUUCGUUCAGUAUAUCCGAGGCACGAGCCGAUCCGCAUUGGGAGGAGGUGAAAAGAGUAAGAGCCGUCGAUUUUUCAAUUUACGUGCGCGAUUAAAAGUCAUGGGAAUAGAUGCGUUAUCGUUCCGCGAAGCUUAUUCCGAUAAUUCUCUUCGAGCGCGCGCGUUUCUUGAUCCCCCAUAAUCGGAGGAGUUAAUUCGAGACCAAGCCGCGAGAGAUUUAUGCGCUUAUCGUUCUGAUAAAAACCGAUAUUACACCGUAAACGAGCAAUUUGUUACACUGAAUUCGGCUAUCUACGUUCACGCUUUUGCAGACGGUAACAAGACGAAGAAACAGCGGCGUGUAAAAGAGAGACUCCGGGGAUAUUUUUUUUUUUUUUUUUUUUUUUUUUUUUUUUUUUUUUUUUUUUUUUUUUUUUCAUGCAAAAGAAAAUAAAAAAUAUGCCGAGUAACACGAGAGAGGACCUCGUCGGAUGUAAGAACACGAUGUUACAACGUGGAACAAUCGUCGUUUAAAUUACUCAUUUCCAAAUCGUUUUCUCGUUGGUCGCAUCAUGUACAAAUCUCGCAAUUACCGGGAGGAGAACUCGUCGCGAGACAGCGGAUCCGAGAGCACGCCGUUGCUGUCGUCGGAGCCGCGAACAAGUCCGGAACCGGUGAUAUUCGGUGACGACACGGAAACGAGCGACUUGGAUCUAAGUCGGAAUCACUCCCUCAAAUACAGAAAUAUUGACGCCAACGGUUACGGCACAACCGUCGUAACAUCUGUGCUGAAAAGGCCACCCCUUCUAACGAGGGACAAUGAACUGCUCGUUCCCGCGGCGGCGAAUCCACCCUGCACGGUGAACCUCGUUCACGAGAAGAAGAAUUACGAUCCGCGCGGUAUCGACCUGAUACGGAUAAACAACGUUCUCGAUGCGAAGAGAAAUUACGCGAGGGAGAAACUGCGCGAGGCGAAUCUCCUCGGAAAUUCGUCGCACAUUCAACAGGACGCGCGGAUUUCCGGCAAGGAUUGUCCCAAACAAAGUUCGCUCGUCACUAUAUUUUCGAUAUGGAACACGAUAUUGGGAUCGUCGUUGUUGACGAUGCCGUGGGGAAUAGCAAUGGCCGGAUUCUUUCCCGGGAUCAUCUUCAAUCUAAUUAUGAGCGGUUUGUGUCUGUACACCGCUUACCGUCUCAUAACCACGCACGCCUAUCACGGAGGAGGAGAGCACAUAGAGGUCAUAGAAUUGUGUCGAAUAUAUCUCGGCAAAUGGGCGGAGUACAUCGCCCAGAUUUUUAGCAUCGCCGUGCUGACGGGCGCAACCGUGGCCUAUUGGGUAUUGAUGACCAACUUUUUGUACAACAGCGUCAAUUUUAUUUAUGAUAAUGUAUCCGGUCGAUCGACGCAUUCCGUGUCUGAAAACAUGACGUACGCAGAAGUUCUAUGUCCGAAAAAAGAUAUCCAUGUUAAUGACACUAUUGUGAUCCACGAAAAGACAUUUGACGCGCUAGGACCGGCAUGGGACCUGCACAACACGGUGCCUGUUUUCCUGGCUCUGUUGAUAUUUCCUUUCUUGAAUUUUAACAGCACGACGUUCUUCACAAAGUUCAAUUCCCUCGGAACGGUGUCAAUUGUAUAUGUGGUCAUUUUCGUGCUGAUAAAAUCCGCAUCGUGGGGCAUCAAUAUGGAUCAACACGAUUGGGCGACGAGCACCGUAUUACAGCCCACGUUUCCGGCUCUUACCGGGAUACUGGCGAUGUCGUUCUUCAUUCACAACAUCAUAAUCACUGUAAUGCAAAGUAAUCGCAAUCAAGAGAAAAAUGGAAGGGAUUUGACGAUAGCGUAUAUUCUCGUCACGUUAACUUACAUCAUCGUCGGAGCGGUGUUCUUUAUGUGCUUUCCCUUGGCUAAGUCGUGCAUAGAAGACAAUCUUUUGAACAACUUUCAAAAAUGGGACGGCCUCACUAUUGGCGCUCGCAUAUUGCUGCUCUUCCAACUGAUGACUGUUUAUCCGUUGCUCGCGUACAUGCUGCGCAUUCAGUUGCUCUCGUCUAUGUGCAAGGAAGUCACCAAGCGGCAUUGGAUACUUGUCAUUAAUCUCAUACUAGUUUUCGUGUGCAUUUUGUUCGCGACAUUUAUGCCUUACAUCGGGACCAUCGUCAGAUACACUGGCGCUUUGAGUGGACUGAUUUACGUCUUUACUUUGCCGAGUUUAUUGCACUUGUCGAUCCUGAGAAAAGAAGGAAAGCUGACUGUGUGCUCUCUAGUGAUUCACUUGAGUAUUCCUGUUAUCGGAGUUUCAAAUCUCAUUGCUCAAUUUUUCAUCAUUGAUCACUGAACAUAUAAUAAAAAAUAUACGUCAUAACUGUAUAGAUUACAUUUUUUUAUAUCACCUUUUUGUAUAGUUGUUAUGUCUGUAAUAUAGAUUUUGCAACAAAUAGUCUUAAUAUUUUGCAAGAAAAUCUCAUAACGUAAAAAGCGCGAUAAGUUCAACGAAGUGUUGUUUCACAUCCACGUAUCACAAAUGUAUGUGUGAAGUAAAUAAUCGGUGUUUUAUAGUUUAUGUGCAGUGUCUUGUGAAGAAUUUACACGGACAAUAAUGUAAUUUAUUUAACAUUUUAUAAUAUAAAGAUGUAAAAUUACUUCUUUUUUUUAACAUCUAGUUUGUGUUUUUCAUUAUCAACAUGUUUUAUAUAUCUCAUCUUCAAUAAAAUACUUACUUAUUA